Nicotiana tabacum (common tobacco) is the source of this 822-nucleotide messenger RNA. The record is from RefSeq and is a predicted model, not a curated record. Lineage: Eukaryota; Viridiplantae; Streptophyta; Magnoliopsida; Solanales; Solanaceae.
GGAUGCCUGGGAUGACAGCUUAUGCUGGUUUUCAUGAGGUUUGCUCCCCCAAGAAGGGGGAAACUGUCUUUGUUUCAGCUGCAUCUGGAGCAGUUGGUCAGCUCGUUGGGCAAUUUGCAAAGAUGCUGGGUUGCUACGUUGUUGGUAGUGCUGGAAGCAAAGAAAAGGUUGAUCUGUUGAAGAGCAAAUUUGGUUUUGACGAAGCUUUUAACUAUAAAGAGGAGCAGGAUUUAAGUGCAGCUUUGAAGAGGUACUUCCCUGAUGGAAUUGACAUCUACUUUGAGAAUGUGGGAGGGAAGAUGCUUGAUGCAGUUCUUGUGAACAUGAAACUCUAUGGCCGUAUUGCUGUGUGUGGGAUGAUUUCGCAAUACAACCUUGAGCAGACUGAAGGAGUGCACAACUUGUUUUGCCUCAUCACAAAACGAAUCCGCAUGGAAGGAUUUCUUGUUUUUGAUUACUAUCAUCUUUACCCCAAAUAUUUGGAAAUGGUCAUUCCUCAAAUAAAGGCAGGCAAGGUUGUUUAUGUGGAAGAUGUUGCCCAUGGCCUUGAAAGUGCUCCCACUGCUCUAGUUGGUCUCUUCUCUGGUCGCAAUAUUGGAAAGCAAGUCGUGAUGGUUUCGCGUGAAUGAAUGUCACCAAUGGAUAUCUUGCCGUGAUAUUUGUGUUUAAUAAACUUUCCCUUUUGUAGUAGAGCUGUUUGUAUUUACGCGCUUUGAAUUAUCAUUGGUUUUGUUUAAUUGCAUUGUGUAUCUGCUUCAGGGAAAAAGAACGAACUAGAUCAAUAAUUUCUGGCCAGUCUAUGUUUUGUUCAUGAUCAUUCCA